UACUUAGAAGGAAUCAUGUUCGCUCAAGAAAAUUUCAAGCCUCAACCUGAUGACAUUUUUCUCUGCAGCGCCAUGAAAACAGGUACCACUUGGCUUAAGGCUCUCGCUUUCGCAACCGUAACAAGAACCCUAAAUUCUUCAAACCCUUUACUCUGUAAAAAUCCUCAUGAUUGCAUUCCCUUCUUGGAGAAAGAUUACAUUAAAAAUCCAAUUAUCCAAAAUACUAAACCAAGAGUCCCACUUUGGUCCACACAUGUUCUUUAUUCUUCCUUACCAAAAUCUGUUAUAAAUUCAGAUUGUAAAAUUGUUUACAUAUGUAGGGAUCCAAAGGAUUCAUUUGUUUCGCUAUGGCACUUCACAAAUAAGCUGAGUUCUCAGUAUAAUAUCGGAAAGAUUUCUUUACAGGAAGCAUUUGAAUUGUAUUGUAAUGGAUGUUCUGUAUAUGGACCCUAUUGGGAUCACGUUUUAAGCUACUGGAAAGCGAGCCAGGAAUGGCCGAAUAGAGUUUUGUUUUUGAAAUAUGAAGAGAUGAUGAAGGACGCUAGAUUUUACUUGAAGAAGUUGGCCGACUUUAUGGGGUUUUCUUUCUCGUUGGAGGAAGAAAGGGAAGGCGCAGUCGACAAAAUUCUUGAAUUUUGCAGCUUUGAGAAUCUGAGUAAUUUGGAGGUGAACAAGAUGGGAAAGCAUCGUCCUGAUGAAAAAGGUGGAUUUGAUAACAAUAUGUACUUCCGAAAAGGUGAGAUUGGAGAUUGGAAAAAUACUUUGACAUUGGAGAUGGGAGCAAGGCUAGAUAAAAUUAUGGAAGACAAGUUAAGAGGAUCUGGUUUAAUAUUCAAUUCAAGUCUUGAUUGA
Pistacia vera is the source of this 852-nucleotide messenger RNA. RefSeq names its product cytosolic sulfotransferase 17-like. Lineage: Eukaryota; Viridiplantae; Streptophyta; Magnoliopsida; Sapindales; Anacardiaceae. Gene Ontology annotation, cellular component: cytoplasm. Gene Ontology annotation, molecular function: aromatic desulfoglucosinolate sulfotransferase activity. The coding region runs from base 16 to 852 and encodes 278 amino acids. Gene Ontology annotation, biological process: sulfation. The transcript has a single exon. The record is from RefSeq and is a predicted model, not a curated record.